Cercocebus atys (sooty mangabey) is the source of this 4359-nucleotide messenger RNA. RefSeq names its product collagen, type IV, alpha 5 (gene COL4A5). The transcript is spliced from 25 exons. Gene Ontology annotation, molecular function: extracellular matrix structural constituent. Lineage: Eukaryota; Metazoa; Chordata; Mammalia; Primates; Cercopithecidae. The coding region runs from base 295 to 3174 and encodes 959 amino acids. The record is from RefSeq and is a predicted model, not a curated record. Gene Ontology annotation, cellular component: collagen trimer; basement membrane.
AGCCUAUAAUCAUAUUUCCCUACAAGGAUAGUCUGUUCUUUAAUCUCAUGCUCUCUCAGUUUUUUUUUUUUUAUCCUGAAUCCAGUCCAAAUCAUCUAAUUUGUUUUACUAAACCCUGUUUCCCAUCCUUCCAUAUGUUUUCUCCAACAUACCAAUUACUUUUGGUUUAAUUAUCUUCUCCUCUCCCCCCGUGGAAAGAAAAGUACUGUCUUGUAUUUUUGGCAUUGAAUUCUCUGUGGUAAACAAUAAGGACCAGAAAAGUCACGGGAGUUUUUGUUGUGUUUUGUCAUCUAUAUGCUCAAGGGUGAACCAGGAUUUGCAUUACCUGGGCCACCUGGGCCACCAGGACUUCCAGGUUUCAAAGGAACACUUGGUCCAAAAGGUGAUCGUGGUUUCCCAGGACCUCCAGGUCCUCCAGGACGCACUGGCAUAGAUGGGCUCCCUGGACCAAAAGGUGAUGUUGGACCAAAUGGACAACCUGGACCAAUGGGACCUCCUGGGCUGCCAGGAAUAGGUGUUCAGGGACCACCAGGACCACCAGGGAUUCCUGGGCCAAUAGGUCAACCUGGUUUACAUGGAAUACCAGGAGAGAAGGGGGAUCCAGGACCUCCUGGACUUGAUGUUCCAGGACCCCCAGGUGAAAGAGGCAGUCCAGGGAUCCCUGGAGCACCUGGUUCUAUAGGACCUCCAGGAUCACCAGGGCUUCCAGGAAAAGCAGGUGCCUCUGGAUUUCCAGUCAAAGAAAGGCAAACAUUACUUAUUGAUAUUCUUCAAGGUACCAAAGGUGAAAUGGGUAUGAUGGGACCUCCAGGCCCACCAGGACCUUUGGGAAUUCCUGGCAGGAGUGGUGUACCUGGUCUUAAAGGUGAUGAUGGCUUGCAGGGUCAGCCAGGACUUCCUGGCCCUGCAGGAGAAAAAGGUAGUAAAGGAGAGCCUGGCCUUCCAGGCCCUCCUGGACCAAUGGAUCCAAAUCUUCUGGGCUCAAAAGGAGAGAAGGGGGAACCUGGCUUACCAGGUAUACCUGGAGUUUCAGGGCCAAAAGGUUAUCAGGGCUUGCCUGGAGACCCAGGGCAACCUGGACUGAGUGGACAACCUGGAUUACCAGGACCACCAGGUCCCAAAGGUAACCCUGGUCUCCCUGGACAGCCAGGUCUUAUAGGACCUCCUGGACUUAAAGGAACCAUCGGCGAUAUGGGUUUUCCAGGACCUCAGGGUGUGGAAGGGCCUCCUGGACCUCCUGGAGUUCCUGGACAGCCUGGCUCCCCAGGAUUACCUGGACAGAAAGGAGACAAAGGUGAUCCUGGUAUUUCAAGCAUUGGUCUUCCAGGUCUUCCUGGUCCAAAGGGUGAGCCUGGUCUGCCUGGAUACCCAGGGAACCCUGGUAUCAAAGGUUCUGUGGGAGAUCCUGGUUUGCCUGGAUUACCAGGAACCCCUGGAGCAAAAGGACAACCAGGCCUUCCUGGAUUCCCAGGAACCCCAGGCCCUCCUGGACCAAAAGGUAUUAGUGGCCCUCCUGGGAACCCUGGCCUUCCAGGAGAAACUGGUCCUGUAGGUGGUGGAGGUCGUCCUGGGCAACCAGGGCCUCCAGGCGAAAAAGGCAAACCCGGUCAAGAUGGUAUUCCUGGACCAGCUGGACAGAAGGGUGAACCAGGUCAACCAGGCUUUGGAAACCCAGGACCCCCUGGACUUCCAGGACUUUCUGGCCAAAAGGGUGAUGGAGGAUUACCUGGAAUUCCAGGAAAUCCUGGCCUUCCAGGUCCAAAGGGCGAACCAGGCUUUCAUGGUUUCCCUGGUGUGCAGGGUCCCCCAGGCCCUCCUGGUUCUCCGGGUCCAGCUCUGGAAGGACCUAAAGGCAACCCCGGGCCCCAAGGUCCUCCUGGGAGACCAGGUCCUACAGGUUUUCAAGGUCUACCAGGUCCAGAAGGUCCCCCAGGUCUCCCUGGAAAUGGAGGUAUUAAAGGAGAGAAGGGAAACCCAGGCCAACCUGGGCUACCUGGCUUGCCUGGUUUGAAAGGAGAUCAAGGACCACCAGGACUCCAGGGUAAUCCUGGUCGGCCGGGUCUCAAUGGAAUGAAAGGAGAUCCUGGUCUCCCUGGUGUUCCAGGAUUCCCAGGCAUGAAAGGACCCAGUGGAAUACCUGGAUCAGCUGGUCCUGAGGGGGAACCGGGACUUACUGGUCCUCCAGGUCCUCCUGGAUUACCUGGUCCUUCAGGACAGAGUAUCAUAAUCAAAGGAGAUGCUGGUCCUCCAGGAAUCCCUGGACAACCUGGGUUAAAAGGUCUACCAGGACCCCAAGGACCUCAAGGUUUACCAGGUCCAACUGGCCCUCCAGGAGAUCCUGGACGCAAUGGACUCCCUGGCUUUGAUGGUGCAGGAGGGCGCAAAGGAGACCCAGGUCUGCCAGGACAGCCAGGUACUCGUGGUUUGGAUGGUCCCCCCGGGCCAGAUGGAUUGCAAGGUCCCCCAGGUCCCCCUGGAACCUCCUCUAUUGCACAUGGAUUUCUUAUUACACGCCACAGCCAGACAACGGAUGCACCACAAUGCCCGCAGGGAACACUUCAGAUCUAUGAAGGCUUUUCUCUCCUGUAUGUACAAGGAAAUAAAAGAGCCCAUGGUCAAGACUUGGGGACGGCUGGCAGCUGCCUUCGUCGCUUUAGUACCAUGCCUUUCAUGUUCUGCAACAUCAAUAAUGUUUGCAACUUUGCUUCAAGAAAUGACUAUUCUUACUGGCUCUCUACCCCAGAGCCCAUGCCAGUGAGCAUGCAACCCCUAAAGGGCCAGAGCAUCCAGCCAUUCAUUAGUCGAUGUGCAGUAUGUGAAGCUCCAGCUGUGGUGAUCGCAGUUCACAGUCAGACGAUCCAGAUUCCCCGUUGUCCUCAGGGAUGGGAUUCUCUGUGGAUUGGUUAUUCCUUCAUGAUGCAUACAAGUGCAGGGGCAGAAGGCUCAGGUCAAGCCCUAGCCUCUCCUGGUUCCUGCUUGGAAGAGUUUCGUUCAGCUCCCUUCAUCGAAUGUCAUGGGAGGGGUACCUGUAACUACUAUGCCAACUCCUACAGCUUUUGGCUGGCAACUGUAGAUGUGUCAGACAUGUUCAGUAAACCUCAGUCAGAAACGCUGAAAGCAGGAGACUUGAGGACACGAAUUAGCCGAUGUCAAGUGUGCAUGAAGAGGACAUAACAUUUUGAAGAAUUCCUUGUGUGUUUUAAAGUGUGAUAUAUAUAUAUACAUAUAUAUAUAUAAAUAUAUGAAAUUCCUAGGAUGCAAUGUCUCAUUGUCCCCAACUUUACUACUGCUGCCGUCAAUGGUGCUACUACAUAUGACCAAGAUAACAUGCUGACUAGUAACCAUGAAGAUUCAGAUGUACCUCAGCAAUGCACCAGAGCAAGGUCUCUAUUAUUUUUCUACUAAAGAAAUAAGAAAGUGAAUUUACUUUUUGGGUCCAGAAUGAUUUUCUCCAAGAAUUAUAAGAUGAAAAUUAUAUAUUUUGCCCAGUUACUAAAAUGAUACAUUAAAAAUUCAGUUAAGAGAAGAGUUACACUGAGUAAAAUAAAAGACUGCAGUUUGUAGGAAGAAUUAUUUUUCAUGGUGCUACUAAUCCUGCUGUAUCCCAGGUUUUUAAUAUAAAGGUGUUAAGCCUAUUUUGCUUUGUAAGUAAAGGAUGUGUAUAUUGUGAACAGCCUUUUAGCUCAAAAUGUUGAGUCAUUUACAUAUGACAUAGCAUGAAUCACCUUUUACAGAAAAUGUAGGAAACCUUAGAAUACAGACAGCAAUAUUUUAUAUUCAUGUUUAUCGAAGUGAGAGAAUUUAUAUUCCUACAUCAAGUUACUACUGAGAGUAAAUUUAUUUUGAGUUUUAUCCCCUAAGUUCUGUUUUGAUUUUUUUAAAAAACAAACCCUUUUAGUCACUUUAAUCAGAAUUUUAAAUGUUCAUGUUACAUACCAAAUUAUAAUAUCUAAUGGAGGAAUUUGUCUUUUGCUAUAUUCUCCAAGAUUAUCUCUUAAGACCAUAUGCCCCCUGUUUUAAUGUUUCUUACAUCUUGUUUUUACUCAUUUCUGACUGGACAAAGUUCUUCCAAACAAUUCUGAGAAACAAAGCACACACAUAGAAUUAACAAUUCUCUUCCCUGUGCUGCUUAUGUAAGAAUCUUCCUGUGGUCUCUGCUUGUACAAAACUGGGAAACAACACUUGGUUAGUCUCUUUUAAGUUACAAAAAGCCAAUUGAUGUUUCUUAUUCUUUUUAAAUUUUAAAUACUUUAUUAUAAAUAUUCACAGGAUACCUUAUUUCCCUAGCUGUCGUCUUCUCACUUAAUGUUUUUUAAAUCCACCAAUAUAAAUUUAAUUAAAGAUAUAUGUUGUAAGGAU